Medicago truncatula (barrel medic) is the source of this 549-nucleotide messenger RNA. RefSeq lists its product as uncharacterized. The transcript is spliced from 2 exons. Bases 1 to 549 code for a protein of 182 amino acids. The record is from RefSeq and is a predicted model, not a curated record. NCBI's taxonomy places the organism in Eukaryota, Viridiplantae, Streptophyta, Magnoliopsida, Fabales, Fabaceae.
AUGGUUGAUCUUGUUGGGCCGGAUCCAGAGGUCUAUUCCGUUGAUUCUGCUCUUGGCAAAACUCUUGGCAAACGUCCAGUUGCCAAGGCUUUUAGUAUUUUGCCAGGGCUUCUACCCCUGGCAAAAUGCAACAUUUCUUGUAGUGAGAAAAAGAAGUAUGAAGAUAGAGAGGAGAUGAUUAAAUGGGCUAAUUGUCAAGCAAUAGAGGCGGGAUUUGAGCUUAUAAUAGAUAAAUCCUAUAGUGAUUCCGGACGUAAAAAAAAACUGAAGCUUGUUUUAGCUUGUGAAAGAAGUGGGGAGUACAAAGGAACAAAAAAGUGUAAACGAGAAGGCAUAGGACUGCAUAAUCAUAAGAUGGAGCCAAAGUUAGAAGGUCAUAUGUUGGCUGGUCGUUUAACUGCAAAAGAUUCAAAGAUUGUUGGUGACAUGACAAGAAAUUUGAUAAAACCAAAAAAGAUUAUGUUGGAUUUGAAAGGUAGACGGAGAGACAAUAUGACAGUUGCCAAACAAAUAUACAAUGCCUGUCAGAGAUACAAACUGAGUAUCUGA